AUGUCUGAUAUCGAAGUUGAAGUUGAAACCGAACAACAAGUUGUUGCUGAAUCAUCAGUUUCAAUUGAAGAUGCUUUGAAGGUUGUUUUGAGAAACUCCUUGGUCCACGAUGGUCUUGCUAGAGGUUUGCGUGAAGCUUCAAGAGCUUUGUCCAAGCGUGAAGCUCAACUCUGUGUCCUUUGUGAUUCAGUUACCGAGGAAGCUAUCAUUAAGUUGAUCGAAGCUCUCUGUAACGAACCAGAAGAGAAGAUUCCACUUAUCAAGGUUUCUGACGCCAAGCUUCUCGGUGAAUGGGCUGGUUUGUGCAAAUUGGACCAAGAUGGAAACGCCAGAAAGGUUGUCGGCGCUUCAUGUGUUGUCAUCAAGAACUGGGGACAAGACUCUGACGAAAGAAACAUUUUGUUGGAAAGUUUCUCUCAAUAG
Molecule: messenger RNA, 423 nt
Organism: Lodderomyces theae
Lineage: Eukaryota; Fungi; Ascomycota; Pichiomycetes; Serinales; Debaryomycetaceae
Gene: RPS12
Product: 40S ribosomal protein eS12
Exons: 1
Coding region: 1-423 (140 amino acids)
Biological process (GO): translation
Cellular component (GO): ribosome; cytosolic small ribosomal subunit
Molecular function (GO): structural constituent of ribosome
Source: RefSeq, a predicted model, not a curated record